Messenger RNA from Blepharisma stoltei, 1705 nucleotides. The record is from the annotation of a GenBank genome assembly. Lineage: Eukaryota; Ciliophora; Heterotrichea; Heterotrichida; Blepharismidae.
AUGAAGCUUAAUCCUCUUUCUUGCCAUAACAGAAAAGAUAAAUAAAAUGGCAUUCGGCUCGAGAGAAAUUAGCUCUGCUAAUUUUUUCUCUCCCUCAUGGAAUUUUAUUUAUGGGAUUGGAUUUUCUCUCGAGAACUUCUGCACAGCAAUAGCAGUUUAAAUUUGGGGAUAACCAGAUGAACUACUCCUCAGUGCAUUCAAGAGGAUCAGGGACUUACCUCUCAGCACAUCUCCACGGGAAGAUGACCCUUAGGUGGGAGCUGAGUCAGGGCAAGGCAACGGCAAUGCGCCAGGUGCGGCGACUGGAGGCGAAGCUUUGAUAGAAGGCUUGGCCGGUCGGCUGAUCCGCGAUUCCGAGAUGGAUCUGUGACUUCACUAGUCUGCUAUAGUCCUAUUCAUUAGGGUGCGGCACUAGACACCUUAAAUACCAUAUAUUAAGUUAAGUUAAGCCAUAACAGAAAAGAGCACUCGAAGUCCUUUUUUGAAUGCAAAAUCAUAGAGAAAAAAUCAAUGCUCAUUAGCGAAUCACACAGAUUAAUACAUCAAUCUAAAAAACUCACUCCUCCCCUUUAAAUUGGAACAAAAUAUAGGUAAAAUUUCCACUUUUUUGGUAAAUUAGCCCCCUUUAAAUUGGAACAAAAUUUAAUUUUAUAAUAAAAAAUUUUAUAUAUAAAAAUCAUAAUUUUUAUGUAAAAACUUUUGAUAUAAUUUAAAUGUUUCUUCUUAACUAAAAUUAAAAAUUUAGUUAUAUCCUGCUCUUGUUUAAAGAAUAGAGUAUAAAGAGCAUCUUAUUUAAAUAAAUUUUUUUCCUAAUUGCUAAAUUUUUCAAAAAAUUUAAUUUUUUUUUUAAAAAAAGUUUUAUUUUUUUGAUAAAAAUGAUAUUUUUUAUUUAAAUAAUUUUGAUAUAAAUUCAAUGUGAAUUCUUUACAAAAAUUUAAAAUUUACUUAUCUCUUGCUUUAUUUUUAAAGAAUAGAGUAUAAAUGGCAUCUCAUUUAAAAAAAAUUAUUACUUGAUUAAUAAAUUUUCUAAAAUUUUUUUUUUUAAUUUUUUUAUCAAUAAAAAUAAUAAUUUUUGUGUAAAUAAUUUUGAUACCAAUUAAUAGUGGCGUUUUAAUUAAUAAUAAAAAUUUAGUUAUAUCUUGCUUUCUUUUAAAGGAUAAAGAGUAAAUAGCAUUUUAUUAAACAAAUUUAUUAAUCUAAUUCGAUAUAUUUUUGUAAUUUUUUUUUUUUAAAUUUUUUAUAUAAAUCUUUUUUUUUUAUAAAAAAUUUUAUAUUGAUUUUUUUUAAAAAAAUUUUCUUAACCCCCCUUUAAAUUGGAACAAAAUUUUUUGUUCCAAUUUAAAGGGGGGGAGUCAGGAAAACGUCUUCAACAGAAAACAAGCCAUACAGGCAUUGGCAAAACUAUGAGCCAACAAUUACAAAUAAUUCUUUCAGUAUGUGCAAGCUGAAUAAAAUUAAAUGAAGAUCUCCUUUGUUAGAGAAUCCAACAGUUCCAAAAACACCAUCACUUCUGCCGGCAGCCAGAGAUUUCAGAAUGGCAGGAAACAGAGUAAAACCAUUUGUAUCUUCAUAUGCUGAUUAUGUCAAAAGAGAAAUCGAAAAAGAAAAAAUCCACCGAAAAUACUUUAGAUCAUUGCUUUCUGCAAUUAAUAACAGAGAAUCUCAAACUGAUGAGUACAAAGGAAGAUUAACUCCCGUAUUCUAA